AUGGUUGCGAUUGUGCAGGGGAUAGAAAUGGGUUCUUUAGACGAUGGUUACGACGACCCAUUUGCUGGAAUUUACGAGCCAUUUUCUGGGUUAAAUGAGAUGGAUUUUGAGCUGCACGGGAUUUACAUGGAUCAUGAACCACGACAUGAGUUUGUAUCAAGGCUUGAUAAAUGUAAGGAUCAUUUUCUUAACAUUCUACUUUGUGAUGCGAACAUUAGAAAUGCACGUAUGACUGAUGAGGUGAAAGAUCAAGUAGACCAUUAUAAUGAUUUGAAAAAUGAUGAAGAGGCAGAGGAAGAAGUGACUAACAAAUACAGAAUACAUGAUCCAAAUGUUAGGUGGGAUAAGAUGGAACCUAAGUUAGGGGACGUGUUCGAAUCACCUGCACAACUGAAAUUUUGUGUGACAAAUUAUGUAGUAAAUGGAGGGUACCAAAUAUACUUUCAAAAGAGUGACAAUAGAAGAAUUGUUGCAAGAUGUGGUGAGAGACAUGAAGAUAAUAAAUGCCCUUUUAGACUUUAUGCAACACGGAUGUACAAUGACAGAACCUUUCAGGUUAGAAGGGCAAAACAGUGGGCAAAAGAACUGAUUGGGGGUAAAUUAAAUGAACACUAUGCAAGAAUUUGGGAUUAUGCCCAAGAGUUAUUGAUAUCAAACUUUGGGUCUACAUGCAAAGUUGGUGUUACUAACAAUCCAGAUGAUAAGAAUUAUUUUAAAAGGUUUUACAUAUGUUUCAAAUCUUUAAGUGUUUGCUGGAAAAUAAGGUGUAGGAAGGUAAUAGGGUUGGAUGGAUGCUUCCUAAAGGGUCAGGUAAAAGGUGAAUUACUCAUAGCCAUAGGUAGAGAUGCUAAUAACCAGGUGUUCCCAAUAGCUUGGGUUGUUGUUGAUGUGGAAAACAAGGAUAAUUGGACAUGGUUUCUGGAGCUUAUGAAGGGUGAUAUUGACCUUGGUACUGGUGUAGAUUUGGUUGUUAAUUCUGAUCAACAUAAAGUAAGUUCCCUUAUAAUUAUAGUAUAUUUCAAUUUGAUUAUUUCAAUAUGGUUAUAA
Messenger RNA from Lactuca saligna, 1047 nucleotides. NCBI's taxonomy places the organism in Eukaryota, Viridiplantae, Streptophyta, Magnoliopsida, Asterales, Asteraceae. The record is from the annotation of a GenBank genome assembly.